AUGACGACGACGCCUACGAACGUUUUUACGCGUUUCCUGCAUCGACUGGAGGAGCCAAAAGACAGCAAAUCGUCGGUGGAAAUCCCAAACUUUGAGGAUUCGAUUGGAGUCGAGUACCGCAAGAUUGGGAAGUUGCAUUGCUGGGAGGCCAAAGGCUCGGUUCGAAGGCGAUUCCUCGUCUUGAAAGACCACAUCAAGCAGUAUCUGGAAGACCAUGGAGCCGCGGUUUCGGCACCCGUCAUCUGGCAGGUCUACCUGAUCGGAAAAUCCAGAAAGAAGGCACGUCCGGCGGUCUUCUUCUGUAGCAGGGAGGCUCAUGCACGGAAGAUGAUUCGGAAACAGAUCGAGGACAGCAACAUCCUGGCCAACUUUGCAGACUUCAAGACUGGAGAUUGCGCCCAGCCACUUGAGUUUGAUCAACUCAAGCCGCUGGGAGCCGAUGACGCAAACGUAUCUCGUCCUUCGGCCAACAGAAACACCAAUUGCGAAAAUCCCACCGGUCGGCUGAUUUCAACUCAGCAAUGGAGGCCACCAGGCUUGAUUCAGCGGAAAUGCGCCACCGUUGGAGCUGUAUUCAGCUGGGAUGGCCUUUUGCUUUUCACGACGGCUGCACAUGCCUUUUUCGAGCACAGCUGCAUGGUUGAUUUCGAAACCAAUGGCCAUCUUGGUCUGGAGUUGAGCUUUGACGAAGAAGGAGGCAUGGAUUCCGACAGCAGCGAAGACGAAGACGAUACCAUCGACUUUCAAAGGCCACCGCAUGACGCAGCCAUCUUCCGUGAAUCGAAACCAUGCAGAAGAAACACAGAAGAUUCAGCUUCUGACGUGCCUGGAGCGUCGCAUACUUUUGACGCGAAUGAUGUUGUGCUCUCGUCAAAAGAUGGGCCGCAUCCUGGGCUGGACUAUUGCUUGGUCAUGUUGAGAGGGCAAAAGUCCGGGUAUCAUGAGAAAUUACCGCUCACACACUCUUUCUGCAACUACCAUGUCAUUCAGCCGCGCAUGCGUGCUAGCGACAGCCCUCGAGACGUUUCAGUUGUAGCCUACACCGGGUCUGGAAAUGCAAGAGACGGUAUGCUGUCGGGGACGCCUUCUUUCAUGACACUGCCCGGAGGCCAGAAGACACAGGAGCUGUGGUUAGUGAGGCUAGACGGAAGCGUCGAGGAGGGAGACUGUGGCUCUAUCGUGGUCAACAAGAAGACGGGCGACCUCGAGGGCCACAUUGUUGCUGGGUCGCCGGGUUCGGGAAAUGCGUACAUCAUCCCCGCCCAUGGAAUGCUCCAGGACAUUCGAAGACGACUGUCCUCGCGGCUCCAAAUUUGGAAUCAAUUCUCCAACUGUGCGCCCAAAGUUCCGACCCCGGCCAUCAACUCCGAAGAGGCUGUGGAUCUGGCGGGACGAUAUCGCGAGAUCUUGAGCGAGGCGCGAAAGGCGAGACUAUCUGCAGCACCUCGACUUCCCAUCCACAACAUACCUAUCAGUCCACAAAGACCUCUGGAUAGAAAGUCCCUUCGGUUCAGGAAGUUCAUGAGAUCUCUCUCAGAAAAUCCGUUGCGGUGGAACAACCCAGAUCUGCUCGACAAAGCUCUCGCAUACGUACCGUUAGACGUGCUGCACAGACAGGCAGAGAGCGAAUGUGAAGCCCUCCGCAUAGACGCCAAAUCCUACUCUCCAGCCAGGCGGCCGAUUCUGGGGUUCCAAGAUUGCGUCAUCCGAGCACUCCUGAGAUGGUUCAAGCGAUCAUUCUUCGCAUGGGUAGACAACCCGACCUGCUCAUGCUGCGGCAGCAAGACGACCCCGCUCGGCAUGGCAGCACCACGCUUGGACGAAAUGACGGGCGGUGCGAGACAAGUCGAGGCCUACCGGUGCGAGAACGAUUGCUGCGGCAAUCACGAACGAUUCCCGCGCUACACCGACCCUUUCAUCCUCCUGCGCACCAGAAAGGGCCGGUCGGGGGAGUGGGCUCAGUGUUUCUCCAUGCUCUGUCACGCCAUCGGGGCGAGGGUGAGGUGGGUGUGGAACGCCGAAGACCACGCUUGGACAGAGGUCUACUCGCAACACCUGAAGAGAUGGAUCCACGUGGAUGCUCAUGCCGAGUCGUGGGAUGAGCCGUUGACCUACUGCGAAGGAUGGGGCAAGAAGCUGUCUUACUGCAUCGCCUUCUCCAAAGACGGCGCCACAGAUGUCACCAGACGCUACGUGCGUAGCCAGCGGUCCGCGCACGAGCGCAGACUAGCCACUGAGCCCGAGCUCUUGCACAUUCUGGACGAAAUAUGCACCGAACGGAGGAAAGACAUGCCUGAUGAGCAGAAGAAGCGCUUGAGGCGGGAAGACGAGUGCGAGCAAGACGAGCUGCAAAAGUUCGUGUCCAGACAGAUUACGCAGGAACUCUGCAAGCUUGACGUGACCAAGGUCAGCUCAGCCUGCGUUAAUGAGCCAGACGCGGAUGGGGGAAGAAGGGCGUCUACGAAAAGGUGGAUGCUGACGGACAACGUGGUGAUGGGAUGA
Molecule: messenger RNA, 2502 nt
Organism: Diplodia corticola
Lineage: Eukaryota; Fungi; Ascomycota; Dothideomycetes; Botryosphaeriales; Botryosphaeriaceae
Product: pngase family
Exons: 2
Coding region: 1-2502 (833 amino acids)
Biological process (GO): protein deglycosylation; glycoprotein catabolic process; protein quality control for misfolded or incompletely synthesized proteins
Cellular component (GO): nucleus; cytosol
Molecular function (GO): peptide-N4-(N-acetyl-beta-glucosaminyl)asparagine amidase activity
Source: RefSeq, a predicted model, not a curated record